Messenger RNA from Heteronotia binoei (common prickly gecko), 1392 nucleotides. RefSeq names its product RAB20, member RAS oncogene family (gene RAB20). Gene Ontology annotation, cellular component: endomembrane system. The record is from RefSeq and is a predicted model, not a curated record. Gene Ontology annotation, biological process: intracellular protein transport. Gene Ontology annotation, molecular function: GTP binding; GTPase activity. NCBI's taxonomy places the organism in Eukaryota, Metazoa, Chordata, Lepidosauria, Squamata, Gekkonidae. The coding region runs from base 43 to 1008 and encodes 321 amino acids. The transcript has 2 exons.
GCUCGUUCCGCCCGGGCUCCUGGGGACUGGUGGGCGGCGUCGAUGGGGGCAGCUUCGCAACUCCAGAGCGGCCAGGGCAGCGCACCUCCGCCGCCUUUCCCCUCCCACCGCCCCGCCUCGUCCGCCAGGCGCCCUCCGGAUGUCUCCACUCGCCCAACUUCCCAGCUGGAGUCCCGGGGCAGCGCGGAGGUCUCCGGAGGGCCCGCCCGGCUCUUUCCCUUUCCGGCCGCCAGGAAGGAGGAGGAGGAGGGCGAGAGGGGCCCUCGAGCGUCCCGGGCUGCCUGCCUGAGUCCCUCUCGGGGCGGUAUGAAGCCCGACGGCAAGGUGGUGCUGCUGGGCGACAUGAACGUGGGCAAGACGUCGCUGCUGCACCGCUACAUGGAGCGCCGCUUCCAGGGCACGGUCAGCACGGUCGGCGGCGCCUUCUUCCUCAAGCAGUGGGGGCCGCACCACAUCUCCCUCUGGGACACCGCAGGACGUGAACAGUUUCAUGGCCUUGGAUCGAUGUACUGCCGAGGAGCAGCUGCUGUUAUCCUCACCUACGAUGUCACCAACUUGCAGAGCAUCGUGGAGCUGGAAGAUCGGUUCCUGGCCUUGACGGACACAGCCAACGCAGACUGCAUCUUUGCUGUUGUCGGGAACAAAGUGGAUCUCACAGACUCUUGCGCCUUCCUGACGGAAACGGAAGAUGAAUGUCCAUCUGAGAAACCCAUCAGCGGCUGCACUUCAACCAAAGUGAAAAGACAAGUCCACAUAGAUGACGCUAUCGCACUUUAUAAGAAGAUCUUGAAGUACAGAAUGUUGGAUGAGAAAGAUGCCCCGGCGGCAGAAAAAAUGUGCUUUGAAACUAGUGCAAAAACUGGAUACAUGGUGGACCAUCUUUUUGAAACUGUGUUUGAUAUGGUGGUACCGACAAUUUUGGAGCAGAAAACUGAAGGACCGUCACAAAUUGUAGACUUAAAUAAUUACAAGGCAGCCAAAAAUACACAACCAGGCUGCUGCAGAUGAACCAUGAAGCGUGAAAUCUUUCCCUCCUGUACUAAAUUGAACAGUAUAGCAGUUUAAAUUGGCUACAACACAGACGGCUGUCAAGGCUAAGUUGGGGAAAUCUAUUUUUCAGAAUAGAUCUUCUGUAAACUUUGAUCUGAGUAAAAGAAUGGGGGUAAUAGAAGAGGGGCAGAUUAUUUAAGAGGAGAACAGUGAUUUUUUUAAAAAAUAACUCUUUCAUACAAGCUGUUCUUCUCAAACUUUCUAAUCAUUCUUUGUCCUCUUGACCUCUGUGUACUUUCUACCCAUGAGAUGUUUCACUGAUCUGUCACUGUUUAUUUUUUUUAAAUUCACAUCUUUCACUUUUUUGUUCAAAUAAUAAACAUUUUUGGAAUAUUUGCAUAA